This is a messenger RNA of Galendromus occidentalis (western predatory mite), 1120 nucleotides long. RefSeq names its product innexin inx2. Gene Ontology annotation, cellular component: gap junction; plasma membrane. The record is from RefSeq and is a predicted model, not a curated record. Gene Ontology annotation, molecular function: gap junction channel activity. The coding region runs from base 245 to 1120 and encodes 291 amino acids. Lineage: Eukaryota; Metazoa; Arthropoda; Arachnida; Mesostigmata; Phytoseiidae. The transcript has 4 exons.
GUGCAACGAAUCAUGUUCGCCGUCGUGGGGGACCGCAUCCAUAGGAUCAUCAGCACCGCCGCUUCCCCGACCAAGAUCGACAGCCCGCUUUUCCAGUUGCACUACGGUUUCACUGCCGUGGGACUGCUCGUGUUCGCGGCGUUGAGUACGUCAACAGAGCACUUCGGAAAUCCAAUCGACUGCAUGUCGAGUUCCUCGCCGGCAGUGAUUCCACGACGUGCGCUGACUACUUAUUGUUGGAUCCAUGGAACCUUUACGCUGGAACCUGAUUUUGAUACGUAUUCUGCGCAUCCAGGACGAGAAUUUGACGCGGACCCAUCAUCUGUACUAUCAGUGGGUCUGUCUCGUUCUUCUCGCCCAGUGCAUAUCUUUCUACGUGCCGCGAUACCUCUGGCGAUUGAGCGAGAACGGGUUGACUAAAAAGCUCAUGUCGGGGGAAGCCCCAGCGCUUGCCAGGUACCUGAUGUCGCAUCAGGACUGCCAUACCUUCCUUGGGUUCACGUAUCACGCGUGCGAGGUCAUGAAUGUUCUCGUGCUUUGCGGAAACUUUAUCCUGACUGACCUGCUGCUAAAUCAGAAGUUCCGUGGUCUCGGUCUGUUUGUAUUGAACGGUGGAGACCUGGCGCGGAUAUUCCCGAGGAUGGGGAAAUGCACUUUCCAGAUGUUCGGACCUACGGGCGAGAUCGAACGCCACGAUUCUCUGUGCCUCUUGGCCCAGAAUGUUUUCAACGAGAAAAUUUUCUUCGCUCUCUGGUUCUGGUACUUGUUCCUCGGUGUUCUGACAAUCAUGAACAUGUUUUACACUCUAACUCUGUUCUUCUGCAUGGAAGCUCGUGUGCAUCGGAUCUCAUUCGUCUGUCCCUCCCUGGCUUCAUCGAAGACCCGCAUAGAUCGGGAAAAAAGACUCGAAACAGUCGUCCGGGAACUACAUUAUGGGGAAUUCUUCGUUUUGAGAUUGUUGAGCAAGAAUGUGCCGGCGCAAUUCCUGCCCAAGCUAAUAAACAUAUGCUACGACCUCAUGGUCGAGAGGCGUAAGGACUUCGGUUACAAGUUCCAAAUGCGGAACGAUCUCUACUCGAAUCGUGAGGAUGAAUCGAGAUUUCUGCUCGCAAAACCCUGA